AUGCUGUCUGGGGAAGAGACUAACAAGACCCAUCGUUCACAGCUCUACUUUAUCGCCCAGAUAUUAUAUAAAAUCAACAUCGGCCUCACCAAAAUCAGCAUCUUACUACUUUACCUCCGCCUCUUUAUCCAACGCUGGUUUUUUAUCACCUGUUGGACGUGGAUCGUGAUCAUUACUGCUUUUACUCUCAGCACCGUGAUAUCUAGUAUCUUCCAGUGUUCUCCCGUCCAAUAUGCCUUCGACAAGUCUCUCCCCGGCCAUAGCUUCUGCAUUAACUUGACCGCAUUCUGGUACGCCAACGCCGCGUUCAACAUCUUUAGCGACCUGGUUCUCGUGGCUCUCCCAGUUCCAGUCAUCAGUCGACUGCAACUGCCCCCGAGACUGAAGCUUAUUCUCUGCGGCAUUUUCGCCGUUGGUAUAUUCGUCUGCAUCACAUCUAUCCUCCGCAUCACAACCCUCGACAUCGCAACCUCCUACCUCGACAUCACCUGGAAUAGCAUCGACUCGUCCAAAUGGACUGUCAUUGAAUCCAACCUCGGCAUCAUCUGCGCCUGUCUCCCCGCUCUUCGUCGCCCUCUUGCCUUUCUCUUCCCGCACCUCUUUGGCAUAUUCUCCCGCAGUGCUAAUUACGCUGCCGCCGCCGGACAAGUGUCCCACUCUCGCGCGAGUCGGCCGAACCAUUCUCUUGACCCUACUCGGAGAAAGUCCAGGACUGCAUUGAAUGAAUCCGUAUCACGGUACGUUAUCCGCGCCGAGAAGCAAGGGAGUGCCAGCCAGGAACAGAUCCUUCCGGGUGCUGGAGAGUAUACAAGGGAGGGCAUUCGGAAAACAACGUACGUAUCUGUCAAGUACGACGAGUCUGGGGAGAAGACAGGAGAUGUCGUUGAGAUGGACCGGUUUGAAAAUCGGCGUUCUUGA
Molecule: messenger RNA, 918 nt
Organism: Aspergillus melleus
Lineage: Eukaryota; Fungi; Ascomycota; Eurotiomycetes; Eurotiales; Aspergillaceae
Exons: 2
Coding region: 1-918 (305 amino acids)
Source: RefSeq, a predicted model, not a curated record